GAUUUUACGUGCAUCUGUCAGAUCACCUGCGACCUAAACAGGAGAAUAAUUGAUAUUUGUUAUGACAUUGUAGUUUUAUUUAAUCUUGCAUUUAGUCACUGCUAGACCAAUUGACAUAUUUUAUUUAAGUUAAAAAAUAAUAUUAUUUAGUAAUACUUGAAUAAACGCUAUUUUUCGCGGUGAAGAUAAAAUUGUUCGAAUAGAACCAACAUGGCUGCGUCCACGGCGAUUCUUUAAUCACAAGUAGAGGUUAUGUUACGUACCAAUUUUACGACAACGGUAUUAUUUCACUUACCAGACUUUUAACAAAAGCUUCGCAUAAAAGAUGGUAUUAACACUAUUCAGCAGUUUGGUAGUCCCAACACGAUUUCUUUUUUCACUUCUACAAUGUUCAUCAUGUCGUCGAACAAUGGUAAAUAAACUCUGGUGCCAAGAAGCAGCAAGGAAGUGGUUCUACAAAAAGGAUCAGUCACUACAUUCACGACUCUUGUCCGAACCAAAAUGUCAGAAACAUGUAGCCACCUGGUACCUACUUUAUCGUUGGUUAAUCUUUAUGGCCUGGGCUUGUAUAGUCGUGUGUUCGAUUUUCGAAUUUGGUAGCUACAAACCUAUGGUAGUAUAUGAUAAGUGGCCAAUUUAUUUAACAAACUGGGAUUUAAUAUUGGGUGUUAGUCAAGCCUUGCUUGGCGGUUUUCUCGUAUUGAGAAGAUGGAAAUUGCAAAAAGUAUCAGACUUUGAUCCUUCCGCGUUGAUGCUGGGAUUGAUAGACAGAGUUUAUUGGUUCCUUUACGUCGUAACUACUAGUAUCGCGUUUGGAGUUACGAUUACCUAUUGGUGCAGCAUAUUCGAUCCCAGGAUUCACUAUUUGGACCCUUUAAACAUUAUGCUACACAUAUGUAACAGUAUUUUAAUGAUAAUUGAUUUUUGUAUUACAAGCAUUCCGUUUAGGUUAAGGAACUUCUGGUGGUGUUUAAUCAUAGUGUUUUUGUACACCAUGUUUUCGCUAAUAUAUUAUUUCGCUGGAGGAGUAGACAAGAAUGGUUAUCAUUAUAUUUAUAAAAUCCUCGAUUGGAAAAAACCUGUUCAAGCUUCAUUGAUAUGCGUAGGCGAAGGUAUAUUUAUAACCAUAUUGCAUUCCUUAAUGUGUUUCCUAGAGAAAGUGAAGGAUCGAUUGUAUCUGAAGAUCGAUAAGAAAUUAGGAAGACCGUAUGCGGAAACACACAUGUCUAGUGUAGAGAAACAUGCCGACAUUGUCUGAAAAUUAGUGAUAAUAGGCAACAUUUUUUCACGAUUCUAAAAUGAAGUAUUAUGUAAUUGUAUUUCGUCUUAAUAUCUUUAGAAAUUCUGUACCAUUCGAAACUAUAGUUUAAAGCAUUGAUAUACCUAUCUUUAGAAAAGUUAAUUUUCUAUUUUUAGCUA
This is a messenger RNA of Bombus terrestris (buff-tailed bumblebee), 1419 nucleotides long. Its product is annotated as protein rolling stone. The record is from RefSeq and is a predicted model, not a curated record. NCBI's taxonomy places the organism in Eukaryota, Metazoa, Arthropoda, Insecta, Hymenoptera, Apidae. The transcript has 2 exons. The coding region runs from base 326 to 1258 and encodes 310 amino acids. Gene Ontology annotation, cellular component: membrane.